AUGGGGAUCAUCUCAAGGAAGAUCUUUCCUGCUUGUGGAAGUAUGUGUGUUUGUUGUCCUGCUUUGAGGUCAAGAUCAAGACAGCCUGUCAAACGUUACAGAAAAUUGCUUGCUGAUAUCUUCCCUAAAUCCCCGGAUGAGCUUCCAAACGAAAGGAAAAUUGUCAAAUUAUGUGAAUAUGCUGCCAAAAACCCUUUUCGGAUUCCCAAGAUAGCAAAAUAUCUCGAAGAACGAUGCUACAAAGAACUGAGAUCUGAGCACAUCAAACUAGUUAAGAUUGUAGCAGAAUCUUUCAUCAAGUUGCUUUCCAUUUGUAAGGUGCAAAUAACAUAUUUUGCUGUUGAUGUUCUUAAUGUGAUUUCGGAGCUCUUGGACUAUUCCAAGGAUGAGACUAUUCAGACACUUGGUUGCCAAUCCUUAACAAGGUUCAUCUACUGUCAGGUAGAUUCUACUUACACUCAGAACAUUGAGAAAUUGGUGAAGAAAGUCUGCAUGCUAUCACAGGAGCCCGGUGAAACACUCGAAAAGUGUAGCUUGAGGGCAUCGAGCUUGCAAUGUCUAUCAGCAAUGGUUUGGUUCAUGACUGAAUUUUCACACAUUUUUGCUGAUUUUGACGAGAUUGUUCACGCCACUUUAGAUAACUAUGAGUGGAGUAGACGAAGUGAAGAUGCUGACAGGACAGAGGCUCAUCACAAUUGGGUGGAAGAGGUUGUUCGGAGUGAGAGCUGGACUGGUUCUUUUGUUGGUAAUGACAAUCGCUCUAGUUGCUUGAUUAUUCAACCACGACCCGAAGUAAAGGAUCCUUCCCUCUUAACGAGAGAAGAAGUUGAAAAACCAGAAAUAUGGGCUCAAAUAUGCAUUCAAAGACUGGUUGAAUUAGCCAAGGAAAGCACAACUAUGCGUCGUGUAUUGGAUCCAAUGUUUGUCUACUUCGAUUCAAGGCAACAUUGGGCUCCUCAGGAUGGUUUUGCACUGAUGGUUUUGUCUAGCAUGACCUACUUCAUGGAGAGCACAGGGAAUCAUCGAUUUAUUCUAGCUUCUGUGAUACAUCAUCUGGACCACAAAAAUGUUACGAAUGAUCCCCAACUUAAAUCGCAUCUCAGGAAAAGUUUUCAGGCCUCAAGUGAAGUUGUUGGUGAACAAGAACUAAACUUGAAUCUCUCACUCCAAAGUUCCAUUGAAAACUGCUUACUGGAAAUUGCUAACGGGGUCAUCGAUGCGCAGCCACUGUUUGACUUGAUGGCAAUAACCCUAGAAAAUAUUCCGUCUGGUGUUGUUGGUAGAGCAACCAUUGGAUCAUUGAUUGUCCUUGCCCGAGCACUCACUUCAGCAUUGGCCAACUUACGAUUGCAGCAGGGAUUUCCUGAAUCUCUUCUCAUGCAACUCCUAAAAGUAAUGUUGCACUCAGACAUAGAGGCUCGCAUUGGAGCACACCUUAUAUUUUCUGUACUUCUUUUACCGAAUUCCUUCCAUACGCAAGAAGUUUCUUCGCUGCGGUCCAGAUAUCUAGAUCAGCGAAGCAAAAAGAAUUCUCAUACUGCAGCUGCAUCUGCUUCAAUUACAGCUUUACUCGAAAAACUCCGCAGGGGCAAAGACAGUACAAAUGCAGAUCACGGGAAUGUUGUUCAUGAUGACAAAGAAAGAGAUACUGUGGCCGAAGAGUGGAAGCAAGGCCGCGGCUUAAAGACUUCACCUAACUUUUACAAACUCAGCUCAAUCAUUGAUAGGGCUACAGGAUCAACGAGUUUGACUGACCCGGAACCAUAUGUUAUGAAGCUAAGUGAAGAUCAAAUGGGCCAGCUUCUUUCUGCCUUUUGGAUUCAGGCCAACCUUCCUGAUAACUUGCCUUCAAAUAUUGAAGCUAUAGCUCAUUCAUUCAUAUUGACACUAACUGUUUUGCGCAUAAAGAACCUAAAAGACCGAGAUAACCUGGUGAUCCGCUUCUUCCAGCUUCCUUUAUCUCUCUGGAAUAUGUUGUUGGAGAAUAAUGGAAUGUUGCCUCCAGCAGGUCAGAGGUCUAUCUUUGUGUUAUCCGCGGGGAUGUUGAUAUUUGCCUGCAAAAUAUAUCAGAUCCAUGAUCUGAAUGACAUGUUCACUUCGUUAUCAAAAUCUGAAGUUGAUCCGUUCUUGGGAAUCAGUGAUGAUAAUCAAGUAUAUGCUAAGUCGCAUAUGGAUUUACGAGAGUAUGGUACUGCUGCUGAUAGUCAGUUAGCCUUGUCAACAUUAUCUGAGUUGAGGAACACAAUAUCUGAAUAUGACCAGACCGUAAAAAAUGUUUUGGUUCAUAAUUUGACGAAAUUCGUUGAGCUGGAUGCAGGUAACCUGGCUAUGCUACUGUCAGAGCCAUUUAAGCCUGAUGAAGACUUUGUGUUUGGUCCACAGUCAAUCUUUGAUCAGAAUCAAUUGACUUGUCAUUCUCAAGAGUCACUAUCGAUUGACGAGGAUUUUCCCUCAAAUUCAGGAGGUGAAGACGAUACAAUCAGUGAAGCUUCUGUCUCUGACCUUUCUCGAUUCAUUCCAAAGAUGCCUGUUUCCCCUCCCCAGCCUCAUGUUAUCAGCAUCGGGCAACUUUUGGAAUCGGCACUAGAGGUAGCGAGUCAAGUGGCAGGAACGACAGUCUCCACUUUGCCUCUCCCAUACAACGCUAUGGUUAGUCAGUGUGAAUCACUUGGGACAUGUGCACGUAAGAAGCUUUCAAAUUGGUUGACUGUCGAGAAUCUUUACACUCAAUCACCUGAUCAGUCGUUUCUAGCCAUGGCUCGUAACAGUAACACAGCACUUGAAAAGGAAGCAUACGAGGGUGAGAAUGCACAAGUAGCUGCACUGUCUAGGGACCCCAUGAAGCUGCCUCCUGCUAGCCCAUUUGAUAAUUUUCUCAAGGCUGCUGGGUGUUAA
Messenger RNA from Vicia faba (fava bean), 2895 nucleotides. The record is from the annotation of a GenBank genome assembly. Lineage: Eukaryota; Viridiplantae; Streptophyta; Magnoliopsida; Fabales; Fabaceae.